UAAUUAAUUAAUCUCGUAUAUCAUAUAAUAGCUAUAUGACUUCAUCUGAGAUCAGACGCGAAAUGGACGCAAAUUCAAACUUCCAAAAACGUCGAGGUACUCAAAUAAAUGCAGAAAAGAAACAACACAGAAAAACAUCGUCAGCACUGUUGCAGGAGUUCAUAGAAAAAUGUGACGAAGAAGAUAGCAUAGAUAAUUUGUUUGAAGGAAACGAUUCCGAUGAUGAAGACAGUCUAUAUAAGAUGAUUAAACUUCAAAAAUCUUUCUUAGAACAAGUCCGAUUCCAGCCAUGGACCAUGAAGAAAAAGCUAAAGAUUACUAGCACGGUAAAAGACUAUCUAGAACGACAUGAAGGUAAACUGUCAAAACGACAUGACUGUUGGGAAAAGUUUAUUAUGUCCAUGAGGAGAUUUAAACGAAGUUUGGACGAUUUUGCACAGAUUUUGAUUCCAUGGGAAAUGAAAGUGAAGGCCAUUGAAAGUCAUUUUGGUUCUGUUGUUUCAUCAUAUUUUGUAUUUCUGCGAUGGCUUAUGUGGAUAAACAUUUGGCUGGCAGCUUUGCCGUUGUGCUUUUUGAUUAUACCUGAGAUAAGUAUGCUUCAACAAGUCAUCUUGAGAAGAAAAAGGGUUAUUAUGUUGUCUAUUUUAACUGUACAUUUUACCGUUUUAUUUCAAAUUCUAUUUGGACGUCCCAGUGGUAGCGUUGGCUAUAAAACCAUACCAGCAGACGAGAGACAAAAAGCCUCCGAACUAAAAUCUAUAUGGGACGCCGAAGGGAUAGUGAAAUACUCACCCUUGUUCUAUGGUUACUAUGGACACGAUAAACUGAUCGGUAACGGCUACAGACUGCCUCUUGCAUACAUGAUAAUAGGAUUGGCUGGAUUUGCCUUCAGUUUCAUCGUGGUACUGCGGCAAAUGGCAUCAAACAGCAAAAGAAGCGGAUUGUCUGGUCAAGAGGAAAACUUUACAUUUUCAAGGAAAUUAUUUAGUGGUUGGGACUUUACAAUUGGACAUCCUGAAACCUCGACGAACAAGUAUGCUUCAAUUGCUACAGGUUUUAAGGAAAGCAUUUUAGAGGAGAAGCAAAAAUCUCAAGAACAAAAUAAAAAACUACUGACACUGUUAAGAUUAUUGGCCAACAUAAUAGUAUUAAUGUUGUUAGCCCUUAGUACAUAUAUAAUACAGUUAUGCGUAGAACGAUCCAGAAAAGUAGAAAUAAGCCACAGAAGAGAUAACAUAGAAAUCGGACUCUGGGAACAGCAAGAGCUUACAGUAGUAAUGACACUCAUAGCAACAUUGUUCCCAACUUUCUUUGAUAUCGUUUCAAUCAUGGAGAAGUACCACCCAAGAGUAAAUCUGCGAUGGCAACUCGCAAGAAUAUUUGGAUUGAAUCUUUUGAACCUGUAUACAUUAUUUAUUGCACUGUUUUGGAAGCAAGAAGAUUUGAAAAAGGAAUUACAUACUAUUUUGAUGGAGGAACCAUGUAACACAACAGAGUCGUCAAUAACUAUGCCUUCUACGGAUCAAUUCAACUGUAGCAUUCAGACAGAAAAACUAGAUUCUAGUUUAUGUUGGGAGACUAUGAUAGGUCAAGAAGUAUUUAAGCUAACAGUAAUGGACCUUGUAUUUGUUAUUGGUACCAUUAUAAUACAAGAAUUUCUUAGAGGACUUUGUGUCAGAUAUUUUAACCCAGUUUGUUGCUGGGACAUGGAACAAUCAUUUCCAGAGUAUGCUGAUUUUCAUACUGCAGAAAAUAUACUACACUUGAUAAGUAACCAGGGUGUUGUAUGGUUAGGGACAUUUUUCGCGCCAGGUCUGCCAUUAAUAAACCUGGCAAAAUUAUUUGUCUUACUUUAUUUACGUUCCUGGUCUGUGAUGGUAUGUAAUGUUCCACAGGAAGGCAUAUUUAGGGCCUCAAGAUCAAACAAUUUUUAUUACGCAUUAUUACUAGUCAUGUUGUUCUUGUCGAUGUUGCCACCAUUGUUUGCCAUUGUGGCUAUAGAACCAUCCCCACACUGUGGACCGUUCAGCGGACAGAAGAAAAUGUUUGAGGUAAUAAGCAAUUACAUUGAUGAUGAAUUGCCAUCUAGCCUGACAGCUGGUAUUAACUACGCAGCAUCUCCUGGUGUCAUCAUUCCUUUACUGAUGCUUUUGGGAAUGACUAUUUACUACCUAGUUAGCGUAAAUAAAGGUCUUAAAGAAUCAAACAAGGGACUCAAGAAAGAAUUACAAUAUGAAAGGACAGAAGGAAAGCAGAAAAUUUAUGCAAUGGCAAAUGUGAAAAGAGACUUAGAAUCUGGACAAUCCAAUGGGGAAAAGAAAGAUACCAAGAUGUCUGGUGCAGCAUAUUCAGUAAUUGCAGCAAAGAGAAUAGCAAAACUUCUCAACGCUAACAAAGAUGCAGUGAAGAUGAAAUUGAAACCGCACCAGCCUAGUCAAAAUGUUUAAAUAAAAAAACUCUAAUAUGCAUUACACUUAGUCUAGAAGAUGUCCAAGAAGUGUCUUUCAGUGACAAAGAAAAGGACUCAUUAUACCAACCAAAUCAGGAAAAAAGGAAGGUGUCUAAGUAAACAUUAUUUUCUUCGUCUUAACAGGAAUGGCAUAUGAAUGUUAAGCCUUGAGUGGAGAAAACUAAUAAUACAUGUUGUUUGAGUUAAAAGUAUGUAAAGUCACUGUUGUUUUUAAUUUUUAAUAUCAUUGAAUAUCAAAAUCCAACGUAUGUUAACAUGUUAUCAUACAUUUUCGUCAACUCUCUUACUGACUAUUUUGCAGAAAUUUUUUGUCUCAAUAAAUAAUUGCUGAGUG
This is a messenger RNA of Mytilus trossulus (common blue mussel), 2804 nucleotides long. Its product is annotated as transmembrane channel-like protein 3. Gene Ontology annotation, molecular function: mechanosensitive monoatomic ion channel activity. The transcript has 21 exons. The record is from RefSeq and is a predicted model, not a curated record. Lineage: Eukaryota; Metazoa; Mollusca; Bivalvia; Mytilida; Mytilidae. Bases 36 to 2447 code for a protein of 803 amino acids. Gene Ontology annotation, cellular component: plasma membrane.